This is a messenger RNA of Fusarium graminearum PH-1, 1076 nucleotides long. RefSeq lists its product as uncharacterized. The transcript is spliced from 2 exons. The record is from RefSeq and is a predicted model, not a curated record. Bases 180 to 935 code for a protein of 251 amino acids. Lineage: Eukaryota; Fungi; Ascomycota; Sordariomycetes; Hypocreales; Nectriaceae.
CACAGUGACGCAAUAGCGCACCAACAGGAACUGGACCUGGAGAAGGAACCAAAGCUCAACGCACAAAGCCACGACUGAAGGUCAAUCGGCGCUUUGUGAUUUUGUGCCCUAUCUUAAUGGAAUCACCCCAAAAAGACCCUUACGACUUCCCUACUUCACCCCCAAUGACUCGAGACGCCAUGCGCCCAGCUACUCCCAUCAAAGAAGACAGCCUCGCUCAUCGCGAAAAGCCCGACACUACAAAUGCUUCUCCUGGUGUGAGACCCGGUACUCCGAAAGCUGGCACUCACGUCGCGACCCCUCGAACAGGCACACCGCACGGAGCUUCAAAGCAUGGCACACCAAAGACCACUGCUCCCGCUGAGAAGAAAGCCAUCACCGAAGACGCCCCGAAUGAAGAUGACCCUGAAGAACACGAUGAGCCCAAGCCGAACGGCGACAAGGCGCAGCCCAACGGAGACGUGAGCCAACGAAUCGAUCCCGGCUACAAGGAAGACGUAGAGAUCGACUCGUUCAUCAGUCACCGUAUCGACGAGGCUAAUUCCACUGUCGAUAUCCGGGUUCUGUGGGAAGGCGGAGAAACUACAUGGGAGACGGAAUGGAGUCUUCAAGAGCAGGUUCCUGCGCUCGUCUUCCAGUACUGGGAUAAGCUCGGCGGUCGCGAUGCUGCCACCAAGCUAGAAGUCUACCACGUCUUCAAGAUUCUGAGACGCGACACCAGCAGCAGAGCCAAGAAGUACGAAGUUCAAUGGGUCGGCUUCAAGCGCAACGAUUCGACCGUGGAGAAGGAGGACUUUCUGCGCAGCAUUGCUCCGGCUGAGCUGGAUAAGUUCCAGGCCAAGGAGCUGGCUAGUGGUGCUUCCAAUGAUAAGCGCAAAGGCGCUGCCCGUGGUCCUGGCCGACCUCGCAAGAAGGCCCGCGCUGAUGAGGAUUAGGUGGUUUUUUACUCAGGAUUUUAUUGCUUUUUCGGAUGGCGCGCAUGUAGACGACUGGUUGUAUGAACGAACACGAUUUCUGAUGGGGUUUGUUGUAUUCAAGGGUCAAUAAAUUCAUCUAAUCUACCUAGUCUGUCCUGG